Molecule: messenger RNA, 1167 nt
Organism: Lathyrus sativus (Indian pea)
Lineage: Eukaryota; Viridiplantae; Streptophyta; Magnoliopsida; Fabales; Fabaceae
Source: the annotation of a GenBank genome assembly
AUGGCAGCGGUAUCGAGCCACCACCUAUUCUCCACUUUCACUCUCUUUAACUCAUUCAGAACUACCAAAUCAAACUCAAUUUCUCGAAGUAGCAGCGCAAGUUUGAUUCGAUGCGCUGAUUUGAGCACGAGCACGGUCGAGAGUCAGCGAGUCACAGUGAGUAACGGGAACGAUUCCUUGGAAAUAUGUAGAGUUCUUAACGGAAUGUGGCAGACAAGCGGUGGUUGGGGAAGAAUCGACAGAGAUGACGCCGUUGAGGCUAUGCUCCGGUACGCUGACUCCGGCUUAUCUACGUUCGACAUGGCCGAUCAUUAUGGGCCAGCUGAAGAUCUAUAUGGGAUUUUCAUCAAUCGAGUUCGUCGUGAGCGUCCACCAGAAUAUUUGGAAAAGGUCAGAGGUCUCACUAAGUGGGUGCCACCUCCAGUUAAGAUGACAGGUAGCUUCGUAAGAGACAACAUUAACGUGUCAAGGAAGAGAAUGGAUGUGGAUUCCUUGGACAUGCUUCAAUUCCAUUGGUGGGAUUAUUCAAAUUCAGGAUAUCUUGAUGCACUAAAACACCUCACAGACUUGAAGGGAGAAGGUAAAAUCAAGACUUUGGCUCUAACAAAUUUUGAUACUGAGAGAUUACAAAUUAUUCUCGAAAAUAAUAUUCCCAUUGUGAGCAAUCAGGUACAACAUUCACUCGUUGAUAUGCGUCCCCAACAGAAAAUGGCAGAGCUUUGUCAACUUACAGGAGUCAAACUAAUAACGUAUGGGACAGUAAUGGGUGGUCUUUUGUCUGAAAAGUUCCUUGAUGCCAACGUCAACAUUCCUUUUGCCGGACCUGCAAUAAACACUCCUUCCCUCCAAAAAUACAAAAGGAUGGUAGAUGCUUGGGGAGGGUGGGGUUUAUUCCAAGGACUUCUUCGAACUCUUAAACAAGUAGCUACCAAGCAUGGCGUUUCCAUUGCAACCGUUGCUGUAAAGUAUAUUCUGGACCAGCCUGCUGUGGCAGGAUCUAUGGUUGGUGUAAGACUUGGCUUGUCAGAACAUAUUCAAGACUGCAAUGCUAUAUUUUCGCUUGUUCUUGAUGAAGACGAUCUGAACAGCAUAAGAGAGGCAUCAGGGAAAGGAAAGAAUCUUCUUAAAGUGAUUGGUGAUUGUGGAGAUGAGUACAGGGGUGCAUGA